CAUUCCGCCACCAUCGAUCCUUGGCACAGGGCGUCAUGGAUGGCGACGGAGAGCCACCCGCAGCGCCGGCUGCCACAACCAGUGGUGCAUCUGACUUCGCCACCCACGGCCACAGCGAGCUGCCUCCCAGCUUUGACGAGUCCAUCGGGUACUCCUCGAGCACCUUCUAUGAACAGAGCUUCCUCGGCGAACCCGUCACCAACAGUAGUUUCGUCCAGGAGCCCCAGUUCGUGGCCGAGACCUUUGACCAGGCUCCUCUCCAAUACGGCUCGCUGUCGCAUGCUGGCUCGCUUGAACGUCUACAGUCGCAGAGUUCGUUUCGUCCGCAAUCGCAGGGCUCGUUUGAACGCCCGCAAUCGCAGAGUUCAUUCGGUCGUCUGCAAUCGCAGGGCUCGUUUGGUCGUACGCAAUCGCAGAGCUCGUUUGGUCGUCCAUCCGUGCCUUUCCCAAGCUCGGCUGAUUCUAUUGAUCAAGCGUAUCCCCAGGCCCUCGAUGCCGGUGCCAUCUCCCAACCCGCUAUCAAGCCUGAGCCGUCGCAAGCCCCGAUCCCCAGCCCCCCUGUCUCCGAGACAGCCCAAGAGCCUCAGCCCAGCCCCCAGCCCGAACCAGCGUCUGAAGGCGACUCGCAGCCCCCAACCCGUCCCAAGGUUCCCCCGCAGAACGAAAAGAGCACCCUGUCUCGGGUUUUCACCAGCCGCAAGGAUUGGAAGUGCCGCAGCGGCUACACCGCCCAUGACUUUUUCAUUUCCUACCGUGUCUCGUCCGAGCACAACCUCGCCGAAAAGCUGGCACUCUACCUUCAGUCGUCCGAGUUUACCGACCGUCUAAAGGCAUACACGAAAGGCGGAGCUCCCAAGCUGCCCCACGUUUAUCUCGAUGUCAACUGUCUCGUCUAUGGCAAGGCUUGGGAGCAGGGUUUCCUCAGUGGCCUCGUCAACUCGAAAAUCGCCAUUCUGCUCAUCAGCGACCAGGCGCUUGAGCGUGUCAGGACCGCCGACAAGCCCGACAACCUUCUGCUUGAGUGGGAGUUCGCUGUCGACCUGUGCAAGACCGGCAAGCUUGAGAUCGUUCCCUUCCUUGUGGCAGAGGAGUCCGGGGACGUAAUUUCCCUCUUCCGGUCCUUCAAUCUCGACCAGUUCCCCGAUGAGCUACAUUGCCAUCCAAACAGUCCUCAGAAGCACACCAUUCGAGAGACGAUGGCCUUCAUCUUUGCCAUCCAGGGCAUCAAUUGCAUUCCCCGGCUGGUCAGCAACUGCCUCAGCCAGCUUGCCACCAUCUACGCAAACACGUUUGAUCUCCAGAAUGCCGCAGCGCCGCCGGCGUCGCCCGCCCCAACUGCUGCUGCCGAGACAACACCGGUAGUUGCCACUCCUCCGCCACUGCCUCUGCGAGCCCCGGAAGUUGUCCAGCCCCCAACCCCGGCCCCCGUGGCCAUUCCACAGAGCCCUUCGUUUCAGUUUAUUCCUGGGGAGGCCAUGUAUCUGUCGGAGCUGAACGCGGAGAGACUCACUCCCUUGGGCUGCCGACUGUACAGCUGGAUCUUUGAUGCUCUCGACGCCUCGGUCUUCCCCGAGAGAACAAGCUUCUUGGAAGCAACCAAGAUGGACACCUUCCAUCGCAACUUUUUCCGCGGAUACGACGACUACAUCAAUCAAGGCUUGCUCCUGACCCGAUACGGCAACGAGUUUGAGUUCUACCAGCAGCUCGGUGUCGAGUGUGCCAAAAUCCCGCCGAACAUCGAGUACCACGACCUGGGCUACGCAAUCACGCGCACAGGCUUCCAGCAUUACAUGUUCAUCCUCCUCAACUGCAGCAGUCGAAGCGAGUUGCUUAUCCAGCACAGACAGCUCUUGAAAUUCUUGAAUCUGGACAUUCCCCUCAACCUUUCGAUGUUUCCAGCUCAACCUUCGUUCAAGAUCUCGACCCAGGUGGCCAUCGCUGCCAGCACACGCAAGCGGCUGAACAGCAACAAAACGAUACAGUCUUUGUACCAAUUCCGAUAAUGAGUUACAAACAAGAGGGCCUCCCGAUGGAGAAUCGGUAAGUGGUCCGAUACGACUCGAUGGCCGAUGUAACGGGCACUCCACCAUCGCAUCUCAAAUGCCGUCGAAGGCACAAGGGCGAAAUGCGGGGUCGCUGCGAGGCUCCGGGCCGAAACUUUGCGGAUGCCACCAUCCGACCCAACAGCAUUUCCACUCACCCUUUCUACGCUUUCUGUUAUGUUUCUCCUCCCCCCCCCCUUGGCGUCUUUAUGAUCCAAUCUGGAACAAAUACGUCUCGCCUUGCACCAUA
Molecule: messenger RNA, 2292 nt
Organism: Polychytrium aggregatum
Lineage: Eukaryota; Fungi; Chytridiomycota; Chytridiomycetes; Polychytriales
Exons: 3
Coding region: 36-2003 (655 amino acids)
Source: RefSeq, a predicted model, not a curated record